Messenger RNA from Hemicordylus capensis (graceful crag lizard), 9371 nucleotides. RefSeq names its product activin A receptor type 1B (gene ACVR1B). Lineage: Eukaryota; Metazoa; Chordata; Lepidosauria; Squamata; Cordylidae. The transcript is spliced from 9 exons. Gene Ontology annotation, molecular function: activin receptor activity, type I; activin binding; ATP binding. Bases 259 to 1791 code for a protein of 510 amino acids. Gene Ontology annotation, biological process: nervous system development; protein phosphorylation; activin receptor signaling pathway. Gene Ontology annotation, cellular component: activin receptor complex; plasma membrane. The record is from RefSeq and is a predicted model, not a curated record.
CGGGCACUGGUUUACUGUCGGCUAACUCGCCGCCUCCCUCCCUCUCCUUUAAGGCUCGGCGCCACCUCCCCUUUAAGCCCGGCGGGCUCUUCCAGUAUAGCUCUCGCUCUGAUUUGUGUCUGAUUUGUCUCGCGCUGCUGCCGUCGUUGCCGUCUCAGCCGAGCCCGGCGCGAGCUGGGGCGAAAACGAGGCUGUCGCCACCGCCCGCCUGCCCGCCUCUGCAGCUGCUGUUACUACGACCGCCGCGAGGCCGUUGCUAUGGCGGGGGGUUCGGCUCGCGCCUCUCCCCGUCCCCUUCCCGCGCCGCUCGGGCUGGCGCUGGUGGUGCUGGGGCUGGGGCUCGGGGGCCACCGGGGGGCCCAAGCCUUACUGUGUUUGUGCUCUGAAUGCAACCAAGGAAAUGCCACAUGUGAAACAGAUGGUGCCUGCAUGGUCUCAAUAUCAAACAUGAAUGGGAUCAAGCAUCACAUCCGAACCUGUAUACCUGAAGCAAAGCUGAUUCCUGCUGGAAAACCCUUCUUCUGCCUAGGUUCAGAAGAUGUGCGCAAUACACAUUGCUGCUACUCUGACUUGUGUAACAAAAUUGAUCUUAUGGUACCCAGUGGACAUGUGAAAGACGAUGAAAUUCCUUCUAGCUGGGGACCUGUGGAGCUGGUGGCUGUGAUUGCAGGCCCAGUCUUCCUUGUGUUCAUCAUCAUGAUCAUAGUAGUUUUUGUCUUUCACCACCACCAGCGAGUAUAUCACAAUCGUCAGCGAUUGGACAUGGAGGAUCCAUCUUGUGAGAUGUGCCUAUCCAAGGACAAAACCCUACAAGACCUAGUGUAUGAUUUGUCCACCUCUGGCUCUGGCUCAGGUUUGCCACUUUUUGUCCAGCGCACUGUGGCUCGAACAAUUGUCCUUCAGGAAAUAAUUGGCAAAGGUCGUUUUGGGGAAGUGUGGCGUGGCCGAUGGCGUGGUGGUGAUGUAGCUGUGAAAAUAUUCUCUUCGCGGGAAGAGCGAUCCUGGUUCAGGGAAGCAGAGAUCUACCAAACUGUCAUGCUGCGGCAUGAGAAUAUUCUGGGGUUUAUUGCUGCGGACAACAAAGAUAAUGGCACUUGGACUCAGUUGUGGUUGGUCUCCGAUUACCAUGAACAUGGCUCAUUGUUUGAUUACCUCAACCGAUACACUGUAACUAUUGAAGGGAUGAUUAAACUAGCUCUCUCUGCUGCCAGCGGACUGGCACAUCUGCACAUGGAAAUUGUGGGAACCCAAGGGAAACCUGGGAUUGCACACAGAGAUUUGAAAUCCAAGAAUAUACUAGUGAAGAAGAAUGGAACUUGUGCCAUUGCAGACCUGGGUUUGGCUGUCCGCCAUGACUCAGUUACCGAUACAAUCGACAUUGCACCCAAUCAGAGGGUUGGAACAAAACGCUACAUGGCCCCUGAGGUUCUUGAUGAAACUAUUAAUAUGAAGCAUUUUGAUUCAUUUAAAUGUGCUGAUAUCUACGCCCUGGGCCUGGUCUAUUGGGAAAUUGCUCGCAGAUGCAAUUCUGGAGGUAUUCAUGAAGAAUAUCAACUUCCAUACUAUGACCUUGUGCCCUCUGAUCCCUCCAUUGAAGAAAUGCGAAAGGUUGUGUGUGACCAGAAGCUGCGGCCCAACAUCCCCAACUGGUGGCAGAGUUAUGAGGCUCUGCGAGUAAUGGGGAAAAUGAUGCGUGAGUGCUGGUAUGCUAAUGGGGCAGCACGACUAACAGCUUUGCGCAUCAAGAAAACUCUCUCUCAGCUGAGUGUCCAGGAAGAUGUGAAAAUUUAGCCAGCAGGCCACAUCCUGAGGAAACUGCACAAAAGCUACCAUGCUAGAAUUGAUAUAUGGUGAAGAAGGCCUACCUCGUAUUUCUACAUAGCCUGCUGCUAUCAGCUGGACAACUUGGCCUGCAGGUGAUUCGGUGAGGAGGGUGGACUUCAUAGACUUAAGCUCUCUUCCUGGUUCAGGAGUGAAAUGCAUCUUUUUUUUUCCUGAUCCCCUCCUGAGAACAUAAAGAGGGGCUUGUAUAGAGAGAUGUUGACCACAACUGUAAUCUUGGUUUUUUCUGACGGAAAUCCCUGUAAAUUCUAGUGACAUGUUUGUUGGGGAAAGCCUUAUGGCUUGGGAGAGAAAAAGACUUAUUCGUGUACUGAACAGUAGUCUGGGGGUGGUGUGGAGGAUGUUCUUGAGAGCUAACCUGUACACACACUAGGCAUCGGAAGCCUUGUGUGCUCCCCAUUUGGCCAUAUUGAAGCUUUUGGCCCUUUUCUAGCUUGACAGGUCCUAAGCCAGCGCAGCGCUUAGUGCUCAACGGUGUGUGCAUGUGCAAAGGUACGUGUCCCUGUGCCCCUAAGGUAUGUAUUGUGUCCGCUUGUGCUCCUGUGCAUGUGCAACUGUAGACUGUCCUCUUGUGAAGUGCAGGUGCUAGUGCCCUCUUCAUCCACUAAUUGAUCAUUAUCUAGCUUUCUUCUUACUAGGGAGGGGUAUGGAUGUACCCUGCCAAUUGUCAGACCUAUUAGGGACACUAUACAAGUUAUCUCACUGCCAACCUUCCCCUCUUGUUAAAGCAGGGAAUUUUAUUUUGUUUUUUAGCUCUCCCCCUCCCCCACAUAUGCCCCCUCCCCCUUUGAUAACGCUGGGUAGCAAUUAUAGUCUAGCAAGUAGAGUGAUCUGCAGGAGGAACAAAUGCCAGGAAUUAGUCUUGAUCUUGUGAGAGGAAAUAAGGCAAAAGGAGGGCUGAGAAAAGAAGUUGACCUCUUGGGAUCAUGGCCCUUUCAUUUUUCAAGGAGCCUUUGGCAGAACAAUUCUAGUGUAUUAAAUCUGGGUGUUCUAAACAGUGAAGCAUCUAUGUGGAAACAUGCAUUCAGAAGAUUGCUGGCAAGAUUUCUCUCUCAAAGAAUGACGACUGCAAAUGAGUCUUUUAAAAAGAAGUGUAUAUCUGUGUGUAUGUAGUCUCCCAUAUUCUGGAAGCAACUAUGUGUCAGUUGAGGGUGGGUUAGGAGAAAGUUGGGAAUUGAUUAACUGCAUGCAUUUUGUUUAAACUGAAUAAUCAGGGUGUGAGAAGACUGAUUUGGCUGUCACAUUUGUGUGGAAGACAGCCAGAGGCUGUAUUAUGAUGCAAAGAGUGCAGCAAAAACUCUGUGAGUUGUGUUGGAUAUGUGUGGUAGAUAACUCCCGAAGCCAUAACUUCUAACUGGAGUUUGAUUUUUUAAAAUUAUUAUUUUAUUGGAAGAGUCUGGAUUUUAACUUUUUUUUACUGUUCUUUAUAAGAUAAGUAACAUUGGUGAUUACCUCUCGUUCUGUUUAUAAAGAAAUCACUGCAAAAAAAAAAAACCUGGAAAAAAAGGCGCACAGCUCAAUUUUACACUGGAACUGUUCCUACUCAAACCAUGAGCCCUGGCUUCCAAGAGGAGAAGUGAUCUCUCCAUUCUGAUGCAGGACAUUUUUUAAGACUACAGAGCAGCGUGUGUGUGUGUGUGAGUGUGAGUGUGUGUCUUUCUCCCUUCCCUCAAACCCAUCUUCCUGUCUGCAACUGUGUUGGUGUGUAACAUUGAAGAGUUGUUGAUUGUACUUUGGGGUCAGUUAUUUCAUGCUCCCUUUUGGUUUGAAACAAGCUGUUGCUUCCUCCAGGGCUGUGUUUUGAAAAUCUCAGGCGCUCUUAUUCACAGAAGGGUAUGUGGUGUUUGCGCUUCUGAUUGUAAAACAUGCUUUCUUCGCUGAUUUUCUUCUGAUUGUUUUGGAGCCAGAGGCUACUACACAGCUUGCCAAAUCAUUCCUACAUCUCAGAUCUAAAAUUAAAGGCACCUUGAAAUCAUUCUAGAGCAGGUAUUCCUAUGCAGUAAAUGAGAAGAAUGAUCUGUUGGUUGCUGACACUGGAAAUCUAAAACUGUACAUCAUAUGGUUUUAAAUGUGAGAAUUGGGUAAUGGGAAAUACACCGUUGUUUUCCAAUAGAGACGGAGCGCUAUUGCUGAGUCCCCCAUUGAGCGAGGGUCUCUCUUAACUCUUUAGAGAGCCAUUGUCCUUAGACUUCUUGACCUUGAUGGUGUGGAACAUUGAGAAAGUUGUGCCUGUGGAAUUAACCUGCUGCUGAAUGACCCAGCAUUCUUGUAGGCACAUACUUCUCCCAAGCAGCCCCUGGUGGCGCAGUGGUAAAACUGCCGCCCUGUAACCAGAAGGUUGCAAGUUCGAUCCUGACCAGGGGCUCAAGGUUGACUCAGCCUUCCAUCCUUCCGAGGUCGGUAAAAUGAGUACCCAGAAUGUUGGGGGCAAUAUGCUAAAUCAUUGUAAACCGCUUAGAGAGCUCCGGCUAUAAAAGCGGUAUAUAAAUGUAAGUGCUAUUGCUAAGCAGUAAAUCCUCUUCCAGAGCACAUUUCUUGUUUCUUCUGGAACACUACCUUCAUGACCUCCUAAGCACACACUUAUGAAUAGGUUCAAUUCAAAUCGGCGAGAUAUGCUUUCAUGUAAAGGCAGUUUGAAAUGGGGGUGUAAUUCACUUCUGCCUUAUGUGAAUUUGCUCCCACCCCACAUGUGUGCAUGCAUGCAAGAUACAUGUAAGCAGCUGUCACUUUCUCCUCAUGUAUAAGCUUAAUUGUGUUUUGUUGCCUCCUAAAGUCUACAAGGGUUGGGCUGAAUAGCAAUUGCUGGCUCAAAGUUCUAUAGCAUAUACAUGUAUCUGUAUAUGUGACUGGGUCUCUGAGGUAUGAAAAAUAAUCCAUGUAGCAUUUAUACAACACUCUGCCCAAAGAGCCCUGCAAAUGUGCAGAAGAAACAUUGCUCAGUGCCAACCUGCAGCCAUAUAAGAGGAGGAGCAAGGCAACUAUGAUAAAUAAAUAAACUAGCUGAAGAGCAUAAAAGCACACACACACUAUAUUCAGGGCAGGGCUCAUAGGACACUGAGAUACUGUAACAUGUACCUAUCCAGUGAAAAUGAGUGCAAUUUACAUUUUGCACUUACACUAGGCUAAAGAGAAACACAUUUCCCUGCUUCUCUUUCUCUUGUUACAAUAAUACGUUGGUAUGAAACUUCACAGGACUGUUUUUCAUGUCCAUUCCCCUGUGCAUCAAAAGGAGAAGUCUAGGACCUACACAAAUUAUUGAUGGUUGCUUUUCCCCCUAAAAAUCAACCAGACACAAUUGUACUACCUGCCAUGCAUGUGUGGUUUUUCUUCUUCUGGAAGAACAGUGGUGCAGUGCUCUGCCAAGUGUAUUUCUGUCUGGUUUUUCAUACUAAGGGCAUCCAGAAAAACAAUGGAAAUCAAUAACCCCAACCAGACAUCCUUUAGGUUUGCUUGAACAUCAAGGAGGUUACAAGACGAAAUUCUAGUUGGGGAACAAACAGUCUGAUUCAUCUUGGCAUCAAUCAGACACGAAAGAGUCUGAUAGCCGUUCGAAGUGCAAGAGUUAAUUUACAGUGCAGGUGUGUCCUUAAUCUUUUUCUUAUGUAAAAGAUGGAAGGUGUGUGUUCUCAGCUGGUGCUAUUAAUCUGUGGCAGGUGGCACCCUGGCUUCAGAACAGACCAUUCUUGUACCGUUGUCUCUCUCUCCUUCAUGAUCUCUGUGCAUUCACACCUAUGGGAAAUACUGUGCCUCUGCAGAGUUCUGUUUUGGAACCUUCCAGAGCUUUGCAUCAAAUAUUUUUGAUAGCAGCUCCAUCCCCCUGCUGCUGCAGGGCCAGCAUGGCUUCUGCCUCAUCAGUUCUUCUUCAGGCUUCACAGCAGCUGCUUCGUGAAUGCUUUUGGACGUUUCUUGCCCUGCCAAACUGUUUUGCUUCUGUAUCUUGCUUAUAUUCUUUAAUUUUAAGAUCACAUAUACCUUUCAGCAUUAUUUAAUCUUUCACAUUUCUUAUCUCUCCUCCCUCUUCUUGCUGCUACUGUCCUGGCUGUAGGCUUAUGGUCAGUGAGAUUUCCUUUUUAAAAGUGUGUCUGUUUGUGAGAGCAACUCCCAACAAACAUCUACUCUUUGGGGGCAGCGGUGAGACUAUCAGAAUUUCAUGUGUUGAGCAUGAUAUGUUCACCCUUGUUUGCAGACAUUAUCCUCCUGAGGAAGUGCUAUUGGCCUUUGAUUACUUGACCAAGAAUCAAAAUACACCUGCCUGACUGCUGCUGCAUAAUGUUUUGGCACCUUCUAUCACAGCUCUUUGGGACUUUUCAUCAACCACAGUUAUUGUCUGCUUUGGAACCUGAUAUCAAUUGGCUCCCCCAUAGGCUCUUCCAUCUCUAACCCUGGGCCAUAUAAUACUGGUGAACCAGCUUGGACCUGGCAGUUCCAAAGUGCCUCAGCACUGUUACUGAAACUGAGGCCUGGACAUAAGCCACCUUAAUCAAGGCUGCCUAAACAGGUUUCUUCCCAAGACUAUUUCUGGCAUUCAGGCUUAUAUGGAAAGGAUGACGCCAAGGCUCUGAUAUAAGUCUUGUGACUCAAAGCUACUUACACAGCCUCCAUCCAGGAGGGAUGGCUACCUGUACACUCAUGUGGAGUGGUCAACUCUAAUCCUGAAGGUUCAGCCCCAAAUCUGGCUAUAUUCCAUACUGUUCCAGAGGUUCUUUUCUCAGUGUCCCAAGACAUUUAGCCUCAGUAGCAACAGUUGCCUGUCAGAGCUCUCCCAGCCUCUGCUUCUAUCUUGAUACUGCUGUUGUUCACUGCUGUCAGAUUUGCUGACUACAGCUUCUCGUAACAAUACAAACAAGUGCUAGUUCUAUGAGAAGUUAAUCUCUCAUUUAAAGCUAUAUUUGCCCUGCUGACUAGAGACCUAAUUCAAGUUUUGGUCCCUAGACCUCACUGUAUUGACUGCUCAAACCCUUAGCACUUAACUAUUGCUGUAUAGAGACAAUUUAACCUUUUGGUAUCUGUAACUGCACUUCCUAGCUCUAGCUAGAUCUUGGUUAUUAAACCAUAUUUUAUUUGCAGUUUAAACUUUUAGUACCUAACUCUCUCUGUACAAGCCGUCAGUCUUUUGAACAACCACAGCAUCUAACACGGGUCUUGGUUUCUAAGUCCUACUGUAGGAACUCUUCAAAGCUUCUGUUAUUAACUCUUUCUGUGGUAUAAAUUCCUUUAUUCCUUGACACCCAAUUGUAGUUUCUGUGCUUAGUCCUUGCUAUAGUAUCAGUUCAGUACAUGUUAUCUAGCAUACCCCCGGCACCUCGUUUUCAGUAUACAAACAAAGCCUCUGUACCUAACUGCCAUUUAUGUACCUAAGCCAAACCACCCCCAUAUAGAAAGUACAGCACUUCUUCGCCUGUUCCUGAAAGUACUGACUGUACAACCCUCAAUACUGAACUUCAGUCUCUCUGCAGCAAAGACUAGAUACCAAGAUAAUUUGCAGUCUCAAUCUCUGACUACAUUCGGUUUCUUACCCUCUUUAUAUGGGAUGUGUACAUGUAGUUCAGUAUGCAAGAAUAAACUGUAAUAUUGGUGUCUUUCAUAUCCAGAUUCCUACUAAUCCUCAUGCACACCUCAGUACUAAACAUGGUCCUUAAUUCCAGGACCAGGGUGCAUACCUUAUGUCUUGCUCUAUUUACUGGCCAUUAGUUUUCUCUGUAUAAGUACCUGUAUUGAUACCUGCCUGAGUCUUAGUACCCAAAAUGGGGUUACAGAAUGGGAUACAAACAGCCUAAUCAAGACCCUUCCCAGAGAUGUUGGACAUUGUACUGUAAUCAUGGAGGCCAUCCACAUGCAGAUGUCAUGUGGCCAACUGAAAAUCUUUCAUGAACAUUGUUAUGGCCUGGGAUGUUUCCCAACGUAUACAGGAGCUCAUCUUCUCCUCCUUUCCUUCCCUGGCAGCUUUGAGGCUCAGUAGCCCUUUCCUAAAAGUUUGCCAGUUCAGCAUAUCAUGACCAUCUUCCAUCUGUUUCACUUCUCCUUACCAUUCUUGAAGACGUUCUUAACAACAUUUACAAAUUACAACGAUUACAAAUCUUUACCAUCUGGAAACCACAGUACCCCCUCCCUGAAAUUACCUGUGUCUAAACCAUUUGAACCUAUGGCUGCCCAUGAUCUCGGUUCACUCUCUUUUGAGAGUUUCCUGCUUGUUCUUACCUCUGCCUGUAACAUGUUGUGCAAGCAGAGCUCUAUGCUUCAGCCCUCUAUUCCUUGUUUUUCAAAAGGACAAAGUACUACUCUGCCAGACCUUCAAAAGGAAGAUGAGGGAUCUGGCUUCCAAUGGCCUCCAGAUAUUUCAUUGGAAGUCAGAUCCUUUAUCUUUGUUCUGGAAGUCUGGCAGAGUCUUGUUUUUGUUACAGUCCUUGUAAAAAAACAAAGAAGGGAGGAGUGGUUGGAGCAUAGCGCUCUAAGUACACUGCAUGUUACAGGCAGAGGUAAGAGCAAGCCGGAAACUCUCAAAAUAGAGUGAACUGAGAUCAUGGUCAUUCAUAGGUUCUACCUGUGAAAAUAGGUAGAACAUAUGAAAUAUCUUUAUAUGCCUGUUUUUCCCCUUCAUUAACAUCUGUAGAUAAGCGAACUCUGCAUUUCUUGGACAUGCGAAGGGCUUUUGUCUUCUAUAGGGAAUCUACUUCCUUUGAGCACUCUUUUUCCAUUUGUCUGGUACUCUGAUCCCAACAAGGAAGUCCAGGUGCUACAACAUUUUUGCACACGUUCUAUAUGCACUGUGGCCAUGUCUGCCACAUUUGAUAUUGGCAUCGCCAUUCCUAAUCUAUGCUACUAGGAUGCUUUCUGCUUUGAGGAGGCUUGUUUUGAACUGUCUCUGUAUCUAAUUCACUGCACCCUCUUUCCAAGUAAUUAAGCUUGACACUCUCCCAGAAGUGUGAAUGCACAGAAAUCACAAAGAAGAAAAGCAGAGGUUUUUAAAUCUGUGAUUUGCAUUCUUUUGUCCCCUGUGCAUUCAGACAACCCUCCCUCUCUGCUGAGUGGCUCUGUUCCCUAUGAGGAGUCUGCUAUGGCAGACCGUCAGAACUGAGGAGGAAGAGGUGGCAGCCAUGCUGCCUUAGGCUGGCCUGGCAGUAGCAGGGGUGGGGCUACCACCAAAAACCUUUGAGGCAAAGUUUGAAAGUUUUGAGAUGGAGCUGUGCGCAGGCACAGUAGUUCCCUUGGGUGUAAAUGCACAGAUGACUGCUUGAAGAACAUCAGUUACAGGUUUUAAAAAACCCUGCUGCUUCUCUUCCCUUCUCCCAUCUACUACACUUUUCCCUCUUUCGUCUCCUCCUAUCACUGGCUCCUACUUGAUCUUUUAUAUUUGUUUCAGGUUUUAUAUGUUUUGUUAGGAAAAAAAACUGUAAAAUAGCCACUUAGACACUUUACCUCCUCAGUAUGCAAAUGUAAAUAUAUGUAAUAUAGGAAAGAAAUCUUUUGUUUUAAUAUAAGAAUGAUGCUGUCCAAUUUUCUGUUGUAUAUUAAAAGUUUGUUUUUAUUCA